Cucurbitaria berberidis CBS 394.84 is the source of this 2223-nucleotide messenger RNA. Its product is annotated as kinesin family protein-like protein. The record is from RefSeq and is a predicted model, not a curated record. Gene Ontology annotation, molecular function: microtubule motor activity; microtubule binding; ATP hydrolysis activity. Gene Ontology annotation, cellular component: kinesin complex; microtubule. NCBI's taxonomy places the organism in Eukaryota, Fungi, Ascomycota, Dothideomycetes, Pleosporales, Cucurbitariaceae. Bases 1 to 2223 code for a protein of 740 amino acids. Gene Ontology annotation, biological process: microtubule-based movement. The transcript is spliced from 3 exons.
AUGAGCGUCCGUGUCGUCGCGCGAAUUCGCCCGUUGCUCAAGCAGGAGCUCGACAAGGAUACCAUUGUCACAGCAGAGACGAUUGAAGGCGACACGACUCCUGCAGUUGUACGGAUACCAAGCCCAAAGAAUGAUGCCGAGUCUUUCAGCUUCCAGUUCAGCUCUGUUUACGAGCAGGAUGCAACGCAGCAACAACUUUUCGAUGCCGAAAUCUCGCCGACAGUAAAGCAGCUCUUCAAUGGCCUCGAUCUUUCCAUCUUCGCGCACGGCUGCACCGGUACUGGAAAGACGCAUACAAUGCGAGGAGGGAAAACACUGGCAGAUCGAGGUGUCAUCCCGAGGUUAUUGAGCUCGAUAUACCGAAGAUGUAAGAAGAUUGAAAAGGACACGGGCGGUGCGACGCAAGUUGAUGUCGCCUUGGAAUACUUCGAAAUCUAUUGCGACAGGGUCUACGAUCUGUUCGAACCACCAGAAAAGCGCACACCAUCUGGCCUGCCUAUUCGGGACAACCAUGGCAAGACCGUGGUUGUUGGUUUGACCGAAAAGCCAUGUACGACUCUGAAAGAGUUCGAGCAACUCUACGAUCAAGCGAAUUUGAAUCGGUCAACAUCAGCUACUAAGCUCAAUGCGCACUCCUCGCGGUCCCAUGCCAUUCUUUGCGUAAAGAUUACUCAAACCAACGAGACCACCGUUCGCGUAAGCCGAGCUUCCUGUAUUGAUCUUGCAGGAUCAGAAGACAACCGCCGAACAGACAACAACAAGGAACGCCUGGUUGAAAGCUCUGCUAUCAACAAGUCGCUAUUUGUACUGGCACAAUGUGUGGAGGCUAUGAAUAAGAAGCAAAACCGAAUACCAUAUCGCGAAUCUAAAAUGACGAGAAUAUUGUCUCUGGGUCAAAACAAGGGCCUUACCGUCAUGAUCCUCAAUCUUGCACCAACUCGCGCAUACCACCUCGACACGCUUAGUUCGUUGAAUUUUGCGAGUCGGACCAAGAAGAUUGAGGUCGCUGAGGUCGAGAAUGAUCCCGUCUAUCGAUCAAUGGUCAAACCUUUGGCAGCAACUACCAGCAUCGGAGGUGCAACCAUUACACGACAACCGCUACGGCCUUUGACUUCAGCACUCAACGCGAACGUGCAAGAACCAGAGAAGCCGAAAAAGGGGGACAAGCCUGCUAAAGCCUUCUCUGUAUACUCAGAUACCCGCAAAUCUGCCAUUCGCACUUCUAAUCUUCCUUCACAGAAUCAAGGUGUUCGACGGAUGGAAGGUCACAAACGAGCGGCUGAACCCAGCAGUACAUUCGCAUCGCGGCCAGCAAAGACAUUCAGAACGGCAGACAAUGCCUCACGGGCACGCAAUGCCGAGCCUGCUAUGACGAAGGCAUCCAUCGAAGCGCUUAUAGCUCAGAGGGUUGACGAGAAGCUUGCAGAGAAGGCAUUGCAGGAUGCUGGGUCUGCUACUCCAGCGCUAUCGGUGGAACUACAGAAGCGACUUGACGACCUCGAACAUCGUAUCGAUGCAAAAGACGAGGAUGGAAAGUCACAAGGUCUCCAGUUCCUGCUGAUGGCGAAGCAACAUCACAUGCGCGGGGAAGACGUAAGCGCGCUAAGGAUGUAUCAGUUGGCUGAGCCAUUCUUUCCUGGCAAUACGAAGCUUCAGGCCAAAAUGAAGAGCCUCGAUGAUCGGAUACGAGCAAGGAAGGAUGAAGCUAAACACAUUCCUGCACCCGCCCCGUCGACCUCACUAUCCGCACCAAUCUCGAGCCUUAUGGCCCCUCUAAAGAAAGCAGCGAAGCCGAAGCUGGGCUACAAAGAUGAGCGAGAACACGAGGAUGAAUUCGCACCUCCGCCAGCAUCUGACCAUGAUGAGUCUUAUGCCUCGGACGACAGCUUCAAGUUCAGAUCUAAAGCCGCACGCAAACCGAAAAAGACCAGCAAAAAGCUUCCCAUCUUUCGAGAUUACGCCGACACAUCUCUAAAUCCGGGAGAGCAAACACCGCGGACAACGCAUCUCCUAAAGAUCAUCAACUCACGAGAUAUUAAUCAGAUCAAGGCUUUAAAAGGUGUUGGUGCAAAGAAGGCAGACAACAUUGUCAAUUGCUUAGUUGAGAUGAAUGAUGAAGAAGUCCAUGAUCUAGAGUCUUUAGCAAUGCUUAAGGGCGUAGGGGGGAAGACAGUAGACAAUAUGAGGAUGGGGAUUACGGUGAAUGUUGCUUAUGAAUUCUAA